Molecule: messenger RNA, 885 nt
Organism: Oryzias melastigma (Indian medaka)
Lineage: Eukaryota; Metazoa; Chordata; Actinopteri; Beloniformes; Adrianichthyidae
Exons: 1
Coding region: 38-736 (232 amino acids)
Biological process (GO): response to bacterium
Source: RefSeq, a predicted model, not a curated record
AUAUAUAUAUUUUGUUCAUUUUUCCCCAGCUUAUUCUAUGGCUCCAUCUGCAUCUUUACAUUUGAAAUCAGUUCUUGUUGGACAGGAAGUGACUUUAAAAUGUCUCAGUGAUAACAGUCUAACCGUGGUCUUUAAAUGGUACAAACAAACUUCAGGACAGAAACCACAACUCAUGUCUAAUUUCAUUAGACACGAGAGUGAAGGAACUUUGGAAGAUAACUUUCGGAAUGAUGCGAGGUUCCAGCUGGAGAGUGGUGCUGGUAAAAACCACCUGAAGAUCUCAAAUGCACAGACAUCAGACUCCGCUACUUACUUCUGUGUUGGUGGAUAUUCAUAUGUUUAUGAAUUUUUUGAGGCAUACAGUGUGCAUGUGGGGGACUCUUCUUCUUACAUCCAGACUUCUGUGGAUCAGUCGUCCUCUGAGAACAUCCAUGCAGGAGACUCUGUGACUCUGAACUGUACAGUACACACUGGGAGCUGUGAUGGAGAACACAGAGUUUACUGGUUCAAAGACUCUGAAGACUCUCAUCCAGGACUCAUUUACACUCAUGGAGGCAGGAAUGAUCAGUGUGAGAGAAAGAAGAACACACAAACGCACAGUUGUGUUUACAAGCUCCACAUGAAGAACCUGACUGAGUCUCAUUCUGGGAUCUACUACUGUGCUGUUGUCUCAUGUGGACACAUACUGUUUGGAAACGGAACCAAACUGGACCUCACAGUUGGUAAGUUAAAGUGAUAUUUGCGGAGUGUGAACACAAUAUUUUAAAUCAGAAAUGUGUGUUUUCUGACUCUCUGCAGGUCAGCCAAACUCUUGGUUGGUGUUUUUCUUAACUGGAUCUUUGACCUUCAUGAGCGUCCUUGUUAUUUUUCUGGCUUACAAGAUUA